Messenger RNA from Fukomys damarensis (Damara mole-rat), 8245 nucleotides. RefSeq names its product shisa family member 6 (gene Shisa6). The transcript has 6 exons. Gene Ontology annotation, biological process: regulation of AMPA receptor activity; regulation of short-term neuronal synaptic plasticity. Gene Ontology annotation, cellular component: postsynaptic membrane; AMPA glutamate receptor complex; postsynaptic density. The record is from RefSeq and is a predicted model, not a curated record. The annotation marks the transcript as partial. Lineage: Eukaryota; Metazoa; Chordata; Mammalia; Rodentia; Bathyergidae.
GCGGCAGCUGCGGCCAGCGCGACCGUCACCUAUGAGACGUGCUGGGGCUACUACGACGUGAGUGGCCAGUACGACAAGGAGUUCGAGUGCAACAACAGUGAGAGCGGCUACCUGUACUGCUGCGGCACCUGCUACUAUCGCUUCUGCUGCAAGAAGCGCCACGAGAAGCUGGACCAGCACCAGUGCACCAACUAUCAGAGCCCCGUGUGGGUACAGACGCCCAGCACCAGGGUGGUGUCGCCGGGACCCGAGAACAAGUACGAUCCGGAGAAGGACAAGACCAACUUCACGGUCUACAUCACCUGCGGGGUGAUCGCCUUCGUCAUCGUGGCCGGUGUCUUCGCCAAGGUCUCCUAUGACAAGGCCCACCGUCCUCCACGGGAGAUGAACAUCCACAGGGCUCUGGCUGACAUCUUAAGACAACAGGGACCAAUCCCCAUAGCACACUGUGAAAGAGAAACUAUCUCGGCUAUCAAUACCUCUCCCAAAGAGAACACGCCGGUCAGGUCGUCCUCCAAAAAUCACUACACCCCCGUGCGUACAAGCAAGCAGACUCCAGGGCAUUAUGGGAAGGAUGCUUACCGAAGUGGAGGACCAGAUCUCCAUAACUUCAUCUCAUCUGGAUUUGUCACAUUAGGAAGAGGACACACGAAGGGUGAUCGUCAGUAUAAUCAUCCGAUUUUGAGCAGUGCUACCCAGACCCCUACACAUGAGAAGCCCCGGAUGAACAACAUCCUGACAUCGGCCACCGAGCCCUAUGACCUCUCCUUCUCCCGCUCUUUCCAGAACUUGGCACACCUGCCCCCAUCCUAUGAAUCUGCAGUGAAGACCAACCCGAGCAAGUAUUCAUCUCUGAAGAGGCUAACCGACAAGGAGGCCGACGAGUAUUAUAUGAGGCGGAGGCACCUGCCCGACCUGGCGGCCCGCGGCACCCUCCCGCUCAACGUCAUCCAGAUGUCGCAGCACAGGCCGCUGCCGCGGGAACGCCCCCGCCGGCCCAUCCGGGCCAUGUCCCAGGACAGGGUCUUGUCCCCACAGCGGGGCCUGCCGGAUGAGAUCGGCAUGCCCUAUGACCGCAUCCUGUCAGACGAGCAGCUGCUUUCCACUGAGCGCCUGCACUCCCAGGACCCGCUGCUGUCCCCAGAGCGGACGGCCUUCCCCGAGCAGUCCCUGUCGCGGGCCAUCUCCCAUACGGACGUCUUUGUGUCCACGCCCGUGCUGGACCGCUACCGCAUGACCAAGAUGCACUCCCAUCCCAGUGCCUCCAAUAACUCCUACGCCACCCUGGGCCAGAGCCAGACAGCAGCCAAGCGCCACGCCUUUGCCUCGCGAAGACACAACACGGUGGAGCAGCUGCACUAUAUCCCGGGCCACCACACCUGCUACACAGCCAGCAAGACUGAAGUGACCGUGUGACCGACCGGCGGAGCCCGACUGGGCGCUUGGGGUGGGCAGGGCAAAACAGAGCAGGGCUCAGGGGCAGAAUUUCCAGCCUCCUACUUGUCCCUUUCCCUUUCCGGGUCUCCUCCAUUGGAGGUGGGGGUGGGCCGCCUUGUCCGGAAAGCCAUACUCCUGGGGGACCCACCUCCCACAGCCUGGUCCAACACGCUCAGACCCAGGACCUAGAGCAUCUGCUGUUACUCUUUCAAUAGAAUCGAUAGGGAGCAAGAACCGGGUGGGGCCCCAGUCCCACCCCUGCUCCCCUCACAACGCCCUUCAGUCCCACAUCCUCUUCCCCAUCCAGGGGCCUCUGCCCAGGUUCCGUCAGCCAAAAGACCUUCACCUGACCCUGAUCUGUCACUGUCUGGAUUGGAACAGGCCAGCUGGUGCAGUCAGUGGGCUGACUGAACAGGCUACUUGGUUUUAGCCAUUCACCUAGAACCACAUCACAGAAAUCUUCUAGUGCCUAAAAACUGCCUGCUUGCUCUCUGAGAUGGAGAGCUGCUGUGUCAUAAGCACAAUACUGAUUCUCUUCUGCCUGCUGGAACUCUCUGGUCCCCAUCAAGUGAGUGGCCCUUCCUUUGCUGACCUUGGCCCUUCAUCCCUCCCUUCUGUCCUGGGACAGGAAGGCUUCCUUUCCUGCAGCUGCCUCCCAUUCGAAACCCGGCCCCAUUCCAGCUGGCUGCCCUGGCCCUUCUCCUCUGGGGGUCUUUGCUCUCCUCCAGCCCAGCUGUUUCACCCUCCAGCUCUUUGAGGCUUUAGCUGUUGCCCUUCAGAGGAGAACAAUGGGGUACAGGGACUUUGGGGGAGACUUCCUGGCCACCUGAUUAUCUCCCCACUGCCUCCAGGCCUCUAGGUCUGAACUCUGACCACCACUAAGGCCUGCCUUCUCUUCCUGCGCUCUGUUCCCAGGAGAUGGCUGCUGUGGUUGGAAAGAGCAGGGGUGGGGAGAGCCAGCUUGAUGCCCAGGAUCUCAGGGGCUCACCAUUCUCAUUGUCCGAGGCUCUACUUGUCCCCCACAUGCACCUCAGGCAGGAAAGAGGCAGAAGCUUGUAGAUAGAGGAUAUUCAACCCCAAACAAGGAGGACCUUCCUGAGAUGGCUGUCCUGCACCUGCCUGCUCCUCUUUCCCAUUUCUGCCCACUCACUGGGCCCCUUCUCUUCCAUUCUCUCCCUCUCUUCCCUUUCCCCACUAUGUAUCUUCUUCUCUGACCCCUAGUUCCUUUAUUCUCCCCUGGCUGCCCUUUUCUCACACCCGUGGAUCAAAGGGACAAAGACCCAUUAGCAAACACAAAUAAACAAUGACACUGAUCCAGGUUACUGGUUCAGGACCUAACUGGGCAUCUCCCCAGCUCACUGGUCCUUCCCUGAAGGGGGCACUGCAGUAUCAGGCAGAUCCAUGCCUACCCUCAGCUCCAUGAGGGGGUGCCCAGUGCUAGCCCAUCACAGUCCCUUCUCUCUCUUUAACCCUGGAGGUGAGCAGGGUGCGACCACCUACUAGGGAGCUAACAAUGAGCACUGCAAUUUCUCCCCCAAUGCCAUGGGAAGAGACAUAAGAGGAUCCCCCAUUCUCAGGGCCAGGGCAUCUCCCUGAGCCAGAGUUGGGAGGAAUCAGCUCCAGACUGUUUGGUGAAGGUUUCAUACUAAGACCAGACUGUCACCAGUCAGAUUCCAGCAACAGUGCCCUUAGAGAGCAUUUUACAUAAUCUUAGUUCCAUAGGGAUAGUCCUUUUAAAAGGCAGGAUGGGGAGAACUCAUCAGCCCUAGGAAUUUUUAAUCUAACCAAGUCCAAACCCCACAAGGAAAUCAUUGGACUGCUUCCUCACAGAUUUCAACAAUUCCAAACCUCUUUCCUCUCCCCAAAGCUUGCCUGCCCCCGCCCCAGCCUAAGCAGGACUGGGUCAAAUGAAUUACAAGGGGGUGAAGGUUGGGGUUGACUGCAGAGAGGCAAGGACUUAUUCCCUCUGCUUUCCUCCUCACAAACACAUAAACCUUCUAAAGGGCUGGUCCCCAUGGGUUUAUGAGCACUUGUUCCAGAAGGUAAGGUGAAGGAGGAUGGAAAAGAGGAAAUUGAUCUACAUAAAGCAGAUGAACACGCCUAGGUGCAAAAGUGUGUCUCACAGCUUGAUCCCUAAGCCCAGAACACUUUGACUCUGUAGCCCUUGGCCAGUCCUCCCGAAGACCACUUUCUUGUGGACAGGGGAAAGGACAGACCAUGGGUAGGUGAGAUUCUCUCCCCUAGGUGUCUAUACUGCUCGUACUAAACCAGAGAUCUGUCUCAUCCAACCAAAACAUCUUCUGGACCCCAAGUUCUCCAGCCCUCAGGGGAGUGCUUUCCCUGGGCUUCCUGCCCCAAUCUUCUCUCUGACAAGAUGUGUUUCUCUCUGUCUCUGGGUUCAUUUGAUAGAUUGAUUCCAAAAUAGUUUUCAUUCCAAGUCUUACCAUUGUCAGGUUGAAAAUCUCUUUUGUCAGUUGAAAUCACAGACUUCAGCUGGGAUGGUUGUCCUUAUAAAGAAUUGCUUCUACUUUGUCCUUAGGUAAGAAGAGGAGUGAAGAGAAGGAGGGAGGAGGAGGAAGGGAGUGGGAAAGAAACAGCGAAAGUGAUGAAAAGACUUAGGCCUACAAACUUGCUGCAAUUCAGAUCCCCAUUUCAAAAUCCAGAAGACUGUGUCUUAAUUAGGACAUAAAGGUACAGCAGGAACCUCUUGUUCACAGUUUUGUAUUACCCUGUUUCAAUUACCUGGUCCAAAAAUAUUAAAAUUUGUGCUGACUAAAAAGAGAGAGCAUAUUCACAUAACUUUUACAGUAUUUUACAAUAUAUUGAUAUAAUUGUCCUCUUUUAUUGUUAAUUUUGUUCAUUUCUUUCUGUGCUUAAUGUACAAAUUAAACUUUAUCACAGAUAUGUAUAUACAUUAAAAAAAAAUAAGACGUGGAAUUCAGCACUACCCGCUAAACAUGGUUUUAGCUUUCAGUAGGCAUUGGAAAGUAUAUCAACCCACAGUAGGGUGGGAGCCACAGUAAGAGGGGACUCUGUUUGCUCAGCUAUCUCACCUAUCACUAUGGAAUAAGCAAAGCCACACUGCCAGGUAGGUCCACUUAAGAGAGAAUUCUGGGUCCGGAGCCCAGAUAUCACAGCUUCUAGCCCAACCGGGCUUGCCCCUGUUCCUAGCAAAGGAAUCCUAAAGCCCAAGAUUUUCCUUUGCUCAUUUUGUUCUUUUGUCUCCCAUUCCUCUGAUAGGAAUGGACUGGAUUCUGCACAGGUUUCUCCUGCCUUGAAUGUUCUUCCUAAGUCUCUGUGUGCCCCUCAUGCCUGUCCUCCCUUAUGGUCUUGCUUCCUCCAAUGAACUCCUGAGUCCAAGCACUCUUGAGUCACAAAGGCUUUGCAAGAAUUCCUUAACCUCCUAAGGAGCUUCUGUCCUCAGGGACACCCAAUGUCUUGAGUGGUGAGUCUCUGUCCCUUAGAAAGUUCCCACCUCCUCCAGGCUAAAAUUCCUCCCCGCCCCUUUCCACUUUCACUUCCAUUUUAACCUCAGUCUCCUGUAUCAGUUCACUCUUCCCUUCCUCUCAUCUGCUUCCUUAUUUACCUUCUUUCAUCUCAAAUUUAUUUUCCCCUGGUCAUGGUCUCUAAUUUUAAGAACUAGAGCUCUGGAGGGAAAUCAUAGAAGAAUCAGGCAUUUUUCAGGUCUUUUGUUUCCUCUCUGGUUUAUCUUUCACUUCCUACACCCAGGAGAUGAAACUCCAGGGUAUGAAGCCAAGAGCUCUCCCCCUCUGACCUUUAGGAGGGAAAGGAGAGGCUGCUGGUCCAGAAGUGUCACAGCCAAAAGAUCAGCUUUGGUUCUUGCAGCUGUAAAACCCAUGAAGCUCCUGACACAACUUGCUACUAGCCCAGAGGCUACUGCUCUGGUCAAAUUUUCAUACGUUUGGGGACUCUCAGCCACUUACUCCUCCUUCCUGCAAGUGAGCCUCACAUUCCUCCUUUGUCUCAGAAGAUUUGUGGGCCUCAUGAUUCUCCAAGCAUGGAAGAGUAUCCAUCCCAACAUCCCUGCCACCAAACUCAAUGCAUCUCCUUCAGAGACACCUUGACUGGCACCAGCCUCCUACCCUGAUUCCUUCCAUAGGUAACUGUGGGCUUGACCCAAGGUAGCAGUUUGAAAGGGCUGCCAAUCACAUCCACCCUAGAAGGGACCCGCUCUGAGAAGAGCUAGCACAUUACUUUCCAUACGUCACAUGCAUUCUUCUAUCAUCCUCUCUAAAUCUGGGGAACUUUGUUCAUGACUAUUUUCAAGGAAGCAUGUUGUGUUUCAAUGAAGUAUUUUGUGUGAGGGUUAAAUGUUAUUUUUUAUAAAAUGCAGCAUUUUAAUGGUAGAUUCAAAUAUGAAAGGCCAGUCUUCCUGGGCUCUGUAUUUGAUUUUUGGAAGGCAACAUACUCAAGGAGAAAAAGGUACAGGGCUGAGGCUCUGGAGACAUGGCUUCCAGCCCUGGCUUUGUCUCCAUCCUACCACAUUACUAAGAGAAGUCACAUUCCUGCUCAGUGCCUCAGUUUCCCCAUCUGUAAAAUGAGGGGCUUCAAUUAGAUGAGAUUCCAAGUUUCACCCAGGUCUUAUAUUCUAUGACAUUCGUUUCCCAUCUGCAUCCUUUUUUUUUUUCUUCCACGUCCUUCCCUGCCUCAGCUGAGUUGCACAUAUCCCGCCUAUGCCUGCCCCCUACAAAGACAUCCUCAGAUACCCUAGACAGCCACCAGACUCCUUGACGGUCCCGGCCACUCACAGAUGCUCUCAUACCUGAAGAUUAAGGGCCUGAGCACUCUGCAAAACACCAACCAUGUGUCAAAAAGCCUCUCACACAGACACACCUAAGCCGCCCAGGUGUCUGUGACACUAGGAAAUUCUGAGUUUGGAGCUUUCAUUUUUAAUAUGGUCCCUAUAGCUGGAGGGAGGCAGUUCCAAUUUCAGAGAGGGGGUGGACUGGAAAAGAGAGAUCUAGAUUGGCCCGUGAAGUUUGGGCAUGAAGUUUGUAUCUGGGAACAACUGGAAAACACAUUCCAAGCCUCUAAAUUGCACACUUGGCAAAGGCUCCAUGUGGCAAAAGAUGCUAUUGUAUCCCACUCUGGAAUGUUCUCCUAAACACCAAGACUGGAAACUGAGGCUCCCUUCCAACUGGAGAGGAAGAGGCACCCAACCCGGGCUGCUAGGAGUCACGUUCUAGGACUGCUAGGAGGUGGGCACUCACCCCAUCCUAGUAUCUUCCUAUCCCCUCAUUGUGACACUACUGCCCUCCCAGUGAAGGCUUGUGAAGCAAGAAUGGAGACUCCAAGUCGGUAUCAUCAAACCCAUCGCGUAAAUGGCAAACACAUUAACUUUUCAUCAGAAAAAGGACACUGUGUGUUUCCUUAAUACCCUUCCUGCCGAGGGAAGAGAAGACCCUGCUCAACUUUUCUGCCUGUCCUGCAGUGACCCUCAAAUGCCACUUCAUGGGAGGACCCAUUCAUUCGCUUCGUAGUGGAAAAAAAUUCCUCUAGUUCUAUAACCCGACUAGACAUUUUGUAGUAAAGAAUCCUUGAAAUUCUCUAAUAAAAAGCAAUUCUUACUAUAAUAUUUUUAGUUUGGGGACACACUUUCCUAAGGGGUAAUUAAUGAACAUUUUUAUGCAUUAGCCCACUUUAUGGAUUCUAUGUUUAUUACCUAUGGUAGUAUUGAUGAAAUUACCUUUCUAUCCGUACCUUUGCAAUUUCUUCAUUACUCAUAUGUAAGCUUCACAAUGAGCAGUGCUCUUGUUAACUGCUCCUGUACAAAUCUCAUUGUCAUCCUUACCUGUCAAAGCACAUUCUAUAUGUACUGUAAACAGAUAUCACUUUAGUAAUAUUUAGUCUUAAGGAUUUUUUCCACUUUUGUCAGUAACAGAUAUUUAUGGAUUAAAAAAAUAAAGCUGUUUCAACGUAACUUGUGUCUCUGAAAGUAGCUACAUACUCACUUUUACUGAGUCCAUUAAACUAGUGGUAAUUAAGCAGAAAGAAAGGAUGCAGAAGAUUGACGCUGAGAGUAGACGCAAAGACUGACCAUAAACAGAAGGUAGGAGACUUUUGAGGGGUGAUGAGAAUAUUUUAAAACUGGACUGUGGCGAUAGUUCCACAUUGCCAUCAUGGAUGUGUAUACUUUCAAUGGGUUCAUGCUCUGGUAUGCAAACUAAACUCGACUAGUCUCUUUAAAAAUGGGGGACAGAUGGCAUGUAGGAAGGUAAGCCCAGGACAAAUACCAGUGGAAAAGCUAUCCCCAUUCACAGCAGAAUCAGAAGUUCUAAGGUUAUAUCCAUACUUCUUUACCCCAGAACCAUUACCUUUGGACAUUAGAUCCUAGUUCGAUUUUAAUUUCUGUAGUUACUAUGGUUGAUCAGAGGAAGGGUAGCUAAAUAUUCAACUCAUAGAAUCAAGUUUCACCAUGAAACCAAUUUACAGCUUUGUGCAAGACUUUCUUUCUCUGGACAUGAAUCUUAUUUUCUUUGGCUCAUGUCCACUUUUACUACUAAGGUUACAUCUUGUUCACUGGAGCCUAGAUACAGGCUGACCAAACAAAGUGUUGCCAAACAGGACAAUUGGCCAAAUCCCCAACCUGAGCUGCUUCACGGUGCCUAGAAUCCAUCUUUAGUUAUACUCUCUUCCCAACCUUCCAAGUCCCUUGUAAAUAAAAUCUUCAUUGGAUGCAUUGCUCUUAUAUUUAAAAAUACAUGUAUUCUCUCUUAUCAGAGGCAUCCAUUCCUUAACUACAAAGUGCUUACUGCCCUUAUACAUUAUAGCCCAUGAGCACCUCAAU